Exophiala viscosa is the source of this 2269-nucleotide messenger RNA. RefSeq lists its product as uncharacterized. The record is from RefSeq and is a predicted model, not a curated record. The coding region runs from base 268 to 1914 and encodes 548 amino acids. The transcript has a single exon. NCBI's taxonomy places the organism in Eukaryota, Fungi, Ascomycota, Eurotiomycetes, Chaetothyriales, Herpotrichiellaceae.
AGGUGAAAAGGCUUGAACUCCGGCCUUGUUUCUUUCGCUCGCUUGCGUCCAGUUUCCUGCGCCUCGCGUCAAUCUCCAGCAAAUGGAGAUCAUCACCAUCGAUCUUCAUCCGGGCUGAAUACGAAUUCGUAAGGCACAUGGAUCUCCAUCACACAAGUCAUUUCACUCGUAUUCCUUCGACGUCGAGUCUCCUCGCAGGCCACCGCCCUGUCUCCUGCUCAUUCUCCAUAACCCGAUGAGCCUCGCUGAUGUCCUCGACAUCUCACCAUGACGCGCAGGAAGCGUACUCCUUCGCCCUCUGCAUCCCAGAAACGCGUGGCCUUCGAGAUCCCCGCCUCACUACAACACUUCUCCACCAUAUCACGCUCCCUUGCAACGGACGUUGAGUCUCACGCGCCCACAACGUCUCUAAACAACACUGCUCAAUCCCAACCUCGACCUAGUACGCAGCCAUCGCCGCAGUCACGGCGCCCAUAUACUCCCCUGACAACAUUCGUACCACAUAAGCGGUCGUUUCCUGAUGCGCAACCCUGGCCUCAGCCCGUCCCAAAGGCCAAUGCAUAUUCGGCAGUGGCUAGGCAUAUACCAGAGAACUCUGCAAGUCAUGCGGUGCCUUCAGAUACACCUUCAACGGCCACUGCGACCUCUAGCACUCAAGCACGCAGUGUGAGCAACCCAAACCCGGCUCCAUCUUCAGCCAAGGAGCCGGCUCUCAAGCCGGGCGAAACACCUACAUUGAAAAGCCAUCCGAACCUGAUUGCAUCGCUGGUAGCAAAGAAGAGAGCGGAGAACGAGGCUAUAGGGUUUCGAGAAAGAUGGGCACGAAAGCAAGCGGAGUAUAGGCUAUCGAAGUCGCCGGCAAAUCAAUUGAAGAACGAGUUGACUACCGAAGCCGCUCGCAGCGAUGGUAAGCAGACACCGUCCAGAUCAGUGUCGAACCCUCUACCUGCACGAUCCGUUCCUCCUGCACCAAUGGCGAAGCCUGCAACUCCGCUUAUGCAAGAUACUCAGACCCCUGGCGCCGAAACAGUAUCAACGCCUGCUACAGAUGACUCGAGGAGAGAGAAAGAGGAGUCGAGAGAUCAGAGACAGAACGACAGCGAUUCGCUGUUUGGCUCCCCGUACUCUUCUCCGAUAGUAGAGUUCCUGGAAAGGGCCACUGAUGAUGCUGGAUUGAGGGAUACAAUGGGAUCCAGCAUGGCGACGGCUUCGAGGGCGGCUGCAACUUCUGUAACAAUACCGCAAAGCCGUGAGCACCCAUCUGCUUCUAGCCUUCAGCCACACGGUCCUUCUAAGCUGUCCGAGUCUUCGUCGAUCCCUCCCUUGUUCUCCGACAAGCCUAUGGGCAGUCAGCAACAACCUCAGCCUUACCAUAAUACUCAGCAUGCACAACCCAAUAUGCUCAACAACUCUCCUUCCUUGAUGCAACGGCAAGCGCCACCAAAUGUAUCAAUGUCAGUUCAGAACACUGGCAACCAAACUACAGCCUAUGGUUCACACCCCAGAUUAGCCCUCAACCAGCCUCGCAUGCCGCCCUCCACUUCCUGGUAUCCAGGCACUCAGAGCGUCCCUGCAUUUUACGGCCAAUACUUCAACACUACAAACAAUAUCACGAGUACUCCGACAUCAGUAUCCGGGUCACCCAAUUUUGGGACGUCACAGGGCUAUGGGAAGUCUCCUUCACCUGGUGGCAUGACUUAUCCCGGUUACCCGAUGGGAGUCAAUCCAUACAUGAUACAAUCAGUACCUCCACCAGGGCCCAUUCCGACGUACGGGGCAACCGUGGCGGCAGCCUCGGUGCAGCACUCGAAAGUGCCUGGUGCAGGAUUCAUGGCUGCCCUGGACAUGGUAGCUGGAAUUAAUACAAAGUUCAAGAUAGCGACCAAGGAUGGCUUCGCUGUACCCAAACGAUAGUAACGGUUAGAACGAUCGGUGUGAUACGUGAGGUCUCAUUCCCAAUGGUAUGGACGACCUUUGUGCUGGGGCUGGAGGAAAUCACGAUAAUGACACUGUUAUAUUUACGGCCUGGUUUGGCAUUAGAGACCAUUUUUUAUAUGAGCAUUAGCGAUUAGCGAUGGCGCUAGUGUGUUCUGGGGCAUUGUCCUUGUAUUAUGUUUGUACAGGUUACAUAGGUAGGUAUGGACUAUAGCGGCGACACUCGCCUGGACGGAUACCAAUGCUUAAUGUCGGGUAACGACGCCCAACACGACAAUAUCUUUGGUUGUGAUUCUGAGCAUUGUGUGAGCGCAAGCUUUCCGGAUUAGGAAAA